This is a messenger RNA of Ctenocephalides felis (cat flea), 920 nucleotides long. RefSeq names its product uroporphyrinogen-III synthase-like. Gene Ontology annotation, molecular function: uroporphyrinogen-III synthase activity. NCBI's taxonomy places the organism in Eukaryota, Metazoa, Arthropoda, Insecta, Siphonaptera, Pulicidae. The coding region runs from base 108 to 899 and encodes 263 amino acids. The transcript has a single exon. The record is from RefSeq and is a predicted model, not a curated record. Gene Ontology annotation, biological process: uroporphyrinogen III biosynthetic process.
GGUAAUUCUUGACAUUUGUGUUAUUGAAAAUGAAAAGUAACCAAAAAAAGAUUAAUGUCAAGUUGAAAUGAUUUUAAUGAGAUAUAAUUGCGAGGAAUGAGUUUGUUAUGAUUUUAAAAGAAAAAAAUGUGUUGCUCUGUAAAGCCGCUGUUGAUUCGGAUGGUGAACCAGAUUUAUAUGAAGAAGAUUUGCAGAAUAAUGGAUAUUCGGUUACUGUAAUACCUGCUAUCGAUUUUAAAUACCAUACAAAUGCUGAAAAUACACUUGAUAAUUCUGAAAAUUAUUCAGGAAUCGUAUUUACUAGUCCUAGAUCUGUUAUAGGGUUCAGCCAGGCAAUCAACAGUAAUUUAACAUGGUUUAAUAAUAGUAAUUUGCAAAUAUAUGUUGUUGGUCGUGGUACUUCCCUAUUAGUAGAAAAAAAAUUUAAACUUAAAUCUGUAGGUGAAGAAUGUGGUAACGCUAACAUUUUAGCAGAUUUAAUCAUAUCACACAAACAAAAUCAUGCAUUUGAAAAACCACUAUUAUUUCCAUGUGGUAACUUGAAAAUGGACAUUUUACCAAAUAAAUUGGAGAAGGAAAAUAUACCAUUAGCCCCAUUUGAAGUAUAUGAAACUAUACCAAAUGUGCACUUUGAAGAAAAAUUUUCAAAACUGACUAAAUUCGGGACUGAAUGCCCAGAAUUUAUAGUAUUUUUUAGUCCUUCUGGGAUUGCAGCAUCUAUACCACUUUUUGAAAAGUUUCAUAUUGAUAUGGAAAAAAUAAAAUUUGUUGCUAUUGGGCCAACAACUGAAAAAGCAAUGAUAGACAAGAAUAUCAAUGUGGCACAUGUGUCUAAGAAGCCCACACCUGAAGCUUUGACGGAAGCUAUUAAAUCCAUACAUGACUCUGCACAAAAUUAGUAACAAUUUCUAAUACUAAUA